Messenger RNA from Sus scrofa (pig), 1227 nucleotides. It is a transcript of the gene AADACL4, whose product is annotated as arylacetamide deacetylase like 4. NCBI's taxonomy places the organism in Eukaryota, Metazoa, Chordata, Mammalia, Artiodactyla, Suidae. Gene Ontology annotation, molecular function: hydrolase activity. The record is from RefSeq and is a predicted model, not a curated record.
AUGGUUGGCCCGGGGCUGGUGCUGCUAGCCACUCUGUGCUCUAUUCUCCUGGGGGCCUUCGUCUGGGCCGUCUCUGAGCACUUUCUCACCACGGAUGUCCCCUCAACUCUGCGACAGCCCGCCAAGUUGCGGUUCCUGCACUGUCUGUUUCUCUCCAUGGUCACUUUGGGAAAUAUAACCGAGAAGUUGGGAAUUUGCUCCAUGCCCAGGUUUAUCCAGUUUUUGCAAGACACCUUGAGAAUCAAGAAGGACCAUAGACUUGUGGUAACCAACCUGCAUUUUGGGACCAUACCCGUGAGGCUGUUUCAGCCCAUGGCGGCCUCCCCCAGCCCCCAGCGUGGCUUCAUCUUCUUCCACGGAGGGGCCUCCGUAUGUGGGAGCCUGGAUGUAUACCAUAACCUGUGCAGUUUUUUGUCCCUGGAGACCGACUCUGUGCUCUUGUCCGUUGGGUACCGCAAGCUUCCUGACCACCAUGACCCUGUCAUUUUCCGGAACUGCCUGAAUGCCUCCAUUCACUUCCUGAAGGCUCUGGAAACCUACGGGGUGGAUCCCUCCCGGGUGGUGAUUUGUGGAGACAGCGUAGGGGGUGGGUAUGGGGCCUUGAUCUCCCAGGUCUUGGUGGGCAGAUCAGAUCUUCCUCCGAUCCGGGCCCAGGUCCUGAUUUAUCCAGUGCUCCAGGUCAUCAAUUUGCAGCUGCCAUCCUAUCAGCAGAACCAAAACGUCCCUUUCCUCACCCAGAAGUUGAUGUUGACUUGUCUGUUUAGAUACCUGAUUGUUGACUUCUCCUGGCGGGAUGCCAUCUUGAGCGGUGCUUUUAUUCCCCCGGAAGUCUGGAAGAAGUACAGUAAGUGGCUCAGCAGGGACAACAUCCCCAAGAGGUUCCAGAGGCCAGGCUGCCCGCCAGUGUUUCCUGCCCCUUUUAAUGAGGAUGCCUAUCUGGAAAAUCAACAUUUUUUGGACGUGGAAAUAUCACCCCUUUUAAGGGACAAUGAGACUCUCGCCCGGCUGCCCGAAGCCUUCCUGGUGAGCUGUGAGAAUGACAUCCUCCGUGAUGACACCUUGCUCUAUAAGAAGCGCUUGGAGGACCAGGGGGUUCCCGUGACGUGGUACCAUGUGGAGGACGGCUUUCAUGGAGCCCUCAUAUUAUUUGAUAAGCAGCCAUUAUCUUUCCCAUGCUCCCUGAAAACUAUGAAUGCUGUAACCACUUAUAUAAGGGGCAUACUGUAA